AUGUAUGAAUCAUUGUGUGCGUGGACUGUGGACUGUAGACCUUCCUCUCUGCAGGUGGUAGUUCUUGCGGAGGAGCCCUUACCCAAGCUUGCACUUGAUGAGCUGUGCAAGCUGGUUCACAAUAACAUCCGGGGAGCUAUAACCAAUGAGAAAAAGAUUCAAGCACAACUUGCAUCACUAAAAAAGUGGCAUCGCUGA
Ilex paraguariensis (yerba mate) is the source of this 198-nucleotide messenger RNA. The record is from the annotation of a GenBank genome assembly. Lineage: Eukaryota; Viridiplantae; Streptophyta; Magnoliopsida; Aquifoliales; Aquifoliaceae.